GAGAGACUGGCGAGUGGAAAAUUGACAAUAUAGGGCGUAAUUUGUUGAUUAUUUUUAGUGUCGUGAACAGUUACUUUAUUGCUGUAUUGUCUAGGUUAAGGUAUGCCCGUCGACAGCCUGUCAUCGGGCGGGUUAAAGCGAGUUUUCUCACAAAUAUUGUUACUUCACGCUGGCUGGCUAACAUUAGCCUGUUAGCUCACAGAUCCUCAAAACAGGAGCAACAAACUCCUGUAUGUCAGGGAUUUACACGGAUUCGGGUCAUUUGACCUUUUAAGGCUGUGGAACAUCAUGGCUGCUGUGGAGAAAGUAGGAAAGGAGUGUGAAGAGGAGACACUACAAACUGCUUUUAAGAAACUGCGUGUGGAUGCUGAAAGUUCCACAACUGCAGUCCGAGUCUCUGAGUCUUUGGCUUCCAGGUUGGUUGCUCGAAGUAGUCCAGAAGGAGCCAAAUCCAAAAUAACCUCCUCAAAAGAGAACUGGCUUGGAUGUACUAGAAAGUCAUCAAGAGCUGUUGUGAGGAACCAGCGCCGACGGCGAUCAAAAUCUCCCAUCCUUCAUCCUCCAAAGUUCACCUACUGCAGCAAAAUGUCUCCCCCUCCUGGACCCCUCAAACACAAGACCCCUCCAGAGCCUGAUGACACCGGCGCUGUCAGGACAGAUGUCCCAUUCUCCACCUCGUGCUCCACUGCAUUCGGUGUGGUUGGUUACGAAACCCACCUCCCUUCUCCAAAGGGUCAGGAAUCACCCCUCAAUCCCAGAACCUCCUCAGAUGACGAGAACGCUCCGGAAAACAGACCUGCUUUAGGAUGCGGCCCAGGAACGCAGGAGACAGGAGAAGCCAACACUGACUUUCAGACUCUGUCCAAGCUACAGGAAGGCGGUCAGUGCCCGUGUGGCCAGCGGGAGUGCCAGUGUCCCGGAUGGCAAGGGGUCGAGGUUUACUCUUUCACCGGCCUUCGAGAUGUGAUAUCCGAAUGUGAGCAAAAGCUGCCCGUCCCGCAGGAUCAUUCAGCCAACAGCAGAACUUCCAGCGGGAGUAAUAACGGAGCAUCAAGUUCCCCUCGCUCCUGCUCCGAACAGGCCCGUGCCUACGUGGAUGACAUCACAAUAGAGGACCUUUCCGGAUACAUGGAAUAUUACCUUUACAUCCCCAAGAAGAUGUCGCACAUGGCUGAGAUGAUGUACACCUGAGAGUUAAUGAAGAAGAUUAAAGGAGUCUAAAUUAAAAAAAAUACAAUUGAUUGAAUUAUUUAAAUAAAGCUAGUAAUGAAGAUGUUAUCGAAAAGCAAUUCUACUUUAUUGUUGUACUGAAGGUUUGUUAUGAUGUUUGUUCUUUCUUCAGAGCAUCCAGGCAACAUGAGCUGGCGAUGAAUCAUGGGAGCAUGACUCAUUCUGUGAUUUAAUUAUUAUUUUUAUUAUUUUUCUCGUUUGAUUUCGUGGUAACCGUUAUGUUUUGGUUUACAUUCUUCAAGUUGCCAAAGGUCUAACGCGGAAGACUGACUGCAGGUUUGAGUUCACAGAUAUAUGCAAACUUACAUGAUGCCAAGUAAUAAGUCUGUUCACCGUGACCAAGGAUGUGAUGUUAUCCUAAUUCUCAAUAAAACAGCUUUCUUUG
Messenger RNA from Danio rerio (zebrafish), 1615 nucleotides. It is a transcript of the gene oser1, whose product is annotated as oxidative stress responsive serine-rich 1. The record is from RefSeq and is marked provisional. NCBI's taxonomy places the organism in Eukaryota, Metazoa, Chordata, Actinopteri, Cypriniformes, Danionidae.